Chenopodium quinoa (quinoa) is the source of this 1191-nucleotide messenger RNA. RefSeq names its product probable xyloglucan endotransglucosylase/hydrolase protein 23. The record is from RefSeq and is a predicted model, not a curated record. Gene Ontology annotation, cellular component: apoplast; cell wall. Gene Ontology annotation, biological process: xyloglucan metabolic process; cell wall biogenesis. The coding region runs from base 70 to 930 and encodes 286 amino acids. Gene Ontology annotation, molecular function: xyloglucan:xyloglucosyl transferase activity; hydrolase activity, hydrolyzing O-glycosyl compounds. The transcript is spliced from 3 exons. Lineage: Eukaryota; Viridiplantae; Streptophyta; Magnoliopsida; Caryophyllales; Amaranthaceae.
GCACACCACAAACCCAUCAAGCAAGUAUCUUCAUCUAAUAAAUAUAUUGCUUACUAUCAUUAGCUCACUAUGGCUGCCGCUACUGCUAUUUUUCUCAUCAAAGUCCUCAUGUUUGCAUAUUUAACUGCAGCAGCUUCUACUGCUAGCAAUUUCUACCAGAACUUUGACCUCACUUGGGGUGAUGGUCGUGCCAAAAUUCUAAAUAAUGGCCAGCUCCUCAAGCUCUCCCUUGACAAAGCCUCUGGCUCUGGUUUCCAAUCAAAGAACCAAUAUCUCUUUGGGAAGAUUGACAUGAAAAUCAAGCUUGUCCCAGGGAACUCUGCUGGCACUGUGACUGCCUAUUACUUAUCUUCCCAAGGACUUACCCAUGAUGAGGUAGACUUCGAAUUUCUAGGUAACGUCACCGGUCAGCCUUACACACUCCACACAAACGUUUUCACUCAAAGGAAAGGUGGUCGAGAGCAACAAUUCCGCCUCUGGUUUGACCCAACUACCGACUUUCACACCUAUUCCGUUCUCUGGAAUCCCCGAAGAAUCAUAUUUUCUGUGGAUGGUACACCCAUCAGAGAAUUUAAGAACAUGGAAUCUAUUGGAGUCCCGUUCCCAAAGAGCCAGGCCAUGAGGAUAUACUCAAGCCUCUGGGAUGCCGAAGACUGGGCAACACAAGGUGGCCGGAUCAAGACAGACUGGACCAAGGCUCCGUUUACAGCUUCUUACAGAAACUUCUAUGCCAAUGCAUGUGUUUGGUCCAACGGCAGAUCUUCAUGUCAUGGAUCCGGCUCAAAAUUUGCUUGGAUGAACCAACAGUUAGAUACCACAGGUCAGCAGAGGCUGCAAUGGGUGCAGAAAAACUUCAGGAUUUACAAUUACUGCACUGAUACACAAAGGUUCCCUCAGGGUCUUCCCAAGGAAUGCACAGUUACCAAUUAAAGUUCUAAGCUAUGUAAAAUACUCCAUACUCUGCGCAUUUAGCUAGUGUAAUUUUUUCUGUGUAUUUGUUUUUUGUACAAUAUGUCUCACACAUAAGAAAUAGGUUUUUAUACUUCGCAAUAUUUUGUAUACAUACAGUAAUGAACCUUGUAACAGCUCUCAAGCUCUGUAUAAGUAAUUAGAUUAUUUUCGUGCAACAAAGUAUCUCAAAUGUCAGAAUUUGUAAGAACCAAAAACUCAAAAAGUAACUUGCUGUCUGCA